GAUGCCACGGCGCUCUUGCCGCGCCAGCCGCCUCCCAGGCCCCAGCCUGGCCCCGCCACGGGCGACGUCCUGUAGGAGGUCAUGGCCAUCACCGACCAGAGCCUGGACGAAGCGCAGGCCAGGUGCCACGUGGGUUCGAGGGGCGUCGCAGGCUCCCGGGGCCGGGGCCUGGACCAGGCCGAACCUUCUUCUUCUACUGAGUCAACUUCUUCAAGACCAGCAGAUGCUGUCUCCAGCUGCUCAGGUGGAAUCAUAUAUAAGAAAGCACACUCCAAAUUGCCAUCAGAUGAAGCCCACUCUCUUCAGUGUGUUCUGUGAGAUCAAGGAAAAGACAGUGUUAAGCAUUCAUGGCAUUCAGGAAGAGGACCCCCCUAACGCUCAGCUCAGGAGGCUAGAUAACAUGCUGCUGGCUGGGGGCGUCUCCAGGCCAGAGAGGAGAGGAAGAGGAGGACGGGCGGUGGCUGGCGCAGCGACACCAGGUGGCUGUCCAAAGGACAAUAGCAUUGCUUUGUCUGACUACAGGGCCAAGCUGUCCCAGAGCCGACAGAUACACCACUCAGAGCUAGAGAAAUAUGAACAAGCCUGCUGUGAGUUUACCACUCAUGUCACCAACCUCCUCCAGGAGCACAGCAGGACGCGGCCUGCCUCCCCCAGGAUUGAGCACAUGGUCGGUGUCAUCCACGGCAAGUUGAGCACCAUUCAGAUGCAGCUGGAGCAGAGAACCUGCGAGGCUGUGAUGACCCUGCACUUGGGGUUCCUCACAUCCAUGCGUAGGCAGAGGAAUUUUAGCAAGCAGGCCACAGAAGUGCUCAAUGAGUAUUUUUAUUCCCAUUUGAGCAAUGCUUAUCCCAGUGAAGAAGCCAAAGAAGAGUUGGCCAAGGAGGGUGGCAUCACGGUCUCCCAGGUGAUGGUCCUCCCCUGCUGCGCCUCCCUCCUGCCAGCUGUACUUGGGAGGGGAGGACAGUUAAGUCCAAUGAGGGCACCCAGGGAUUAACUAAAUGGGUGGACAGAUAGGGCAGUAGCCAAGUGUCCAGGCUCAGAGUCAGCCAGGCUGGGCUGAGAUCCUGGCACCGCGCUAUGAGUUGUGGGCUCCAGUAGGUGCUCUUGUCCACAGUCUGUGAGACAGGGAUAGAGGCAAGUGCGUGGACCAGGAGACCUCGAGUAAG
Molecule: messenger RNA, 1166 nt
Organism: Loxodonta africana (African savanna elephant)
Lineage: Eukaryota; Metazoa; Chordata; Mammalia; Proboscidea; Elephantidae
Gene: PBX4
Product: PBX homeobox 4
Biological process (GO): regulation of transcription by RNA polymerase II; neuron development; embryonic organ development
Cellular component (GO): nucleus
Molecular function (GO): DNA-binding transcription factor activity; RNA polymerase II cis-regulatory region sequence-specific DNA binding
Source: RefSeq, a predicted model, not a curated record